AGGGCUACAAGUCCUAGUAUUCUUCAAGCAUCCGCCGCGUAGUGGCGUAGCUCUCUCGUCGUGGCUCGCCAAAAAGUCAUCUUUCCCCAUUGCUGCGUGGAAGGUGUGCGGGUGAUUAGUGUAUAACAGAGAUUUUUUCUGGGUGUAAUUCGAGCUGAUGGUUUUGCCGAAGUGGUCAUUUGAGCUAGUAGUGUUGAAAUUGGAUCCCAGUGAAAUUUGAGUGUACGGACGGAAAUCGAAGCGGCUUUUGGACGUUCCGGAACGGUUUAUUAGUGCUGUGGUGCAAGCUCGGUGCGAUCUUCUUGAGUAAGGAUGAGUCGACGUUAUUCACGGGCUGAAUCUAGUUCGGAUCUGUUGGCUUUUCUCGAUCGAGGACACUCAGCCAACACCGAGAACCGAUGGACGUUCGAAGUCGCAUGGGAGGUCGCCAAUAAGGUCGGUGGAAUCUACACCGUAAUCAGAUCUAAAGCGUUCGUGUCUACGGAGGAGCUGGGAGAUCAGUAUUGUCUGAUCGGACCGUACAAAGAGUAUUCCGCUCGGACAGAGGUUGAAGCCUGCGAGUUUCCCAGCAAUGGACCACUCUACGGCGCAGUCUCUGCAAUGCGCAACCAAGGCAUCAAAGUACACUGCGGACGGUGGCUGGUCGACGGGAAUCCUCAAAUUAUUCUUUUCGAUCUCUCCUCGGCGGCAUGGAAAAUGGAUUCCUACAAACAUGAACUGUGGGAAUCGUCCAACGUUGGGAUUCCUCACUUGGACGUGGAAAGCAACGACGCUGUUAUUCUAGGCUAUACAAUCGCGACUUUCAUUGCAGAGUUUAAACAAUGCGCCGAUCAAUAUUCGCGUGAUAACGAUUACGGACCACCUCGCAUUGUUGCGCACUUCCACGAGUGGCAAGCGGGUGUUGGACUGAUUGCACUUCGUACGCGCCAUGUCGAUGUGGCCACUGUGUUCACUACUCACGCUACUCUGUUAGGUAGAUAUUUGUGCGCUGGAAAUACCGAUUUCUACAACAAUCUCGACAAGUUCCCCGUUGACGAGGAAGCUGGCAAGCGACAAAUUUAUCAUCGGUACUGUUUAGAGCGAGCCGCCACGCACCUGUCCCAUGUGUUCACCACAGUUUCGGAGAUCACUGGUUAUGAGGCAGAGCAUCUGCUGAAGCGUAAACCGGACAUUAUAACCCCAAACGGUUUGAACGUGAAGAAGUUUUCGGCUAUUCACGAAUUCCAAAAUCUGCAUGCCAUGGCAAAGGAUAAAAUUCAUGAAUUCACGCGCGGUCAUUUCUACGGACACUUCAAUUUCAACUUGGAUAAAACACUUUACAUGUUCAUUGCUGGGCGCUAUGAAUUCACCAACAAAGGCGCUGACAUAUUCAUUGAAGCUUUGGCUCGAUUGAACCACUUGUUGAAGUCCAAUCUGCCGGAUGUUACAGUAGUCGCAUUUCUGAUCUUCCCUACCAAGACCAAUAACUUCAACGUUGAAUCUCUUCGUGGACACGCAGUAACCAAACAACUGCGGGAAACGAUCAACAGCAUUCAGCAUCAGAUAGGCAAGCGAAUGUACGAUACUUGUUUGCAGGGGCAGCUCCCCGACGGCAACGAGAUCCUCACUAAAGAGGAUAUUGUCAAGAUCAAGCGUUGCUUGUACGCAUUACAACGUGAUGGAAACCCACCGAUCACCACCCAUAAUGUUGUCGACGAUUGGAACGAUCCGGUGUUGGAAUCCGUGCGACGGUGCCAUUUGUUCAAUACUAUGAAUGAUCGAGUCAAGAUUGUGUACCACCCUGAGUUCCUGAACCAAACCAAUCCACUGUUUGGUUUGGACUAUGAAGAGUUUGUCCGUGGGUGCCAUUUGGGCGUCUUUCCAUCAUACUACGAGCCAUGGGGCUACACGCCAGCCGAGUGUACUGUGAUGGGAAUUCCUAGCAUUACAACAAAUCUGUCCGGCUUCGGAUGUUUCAUGCAGGAGCAUAUCGCCGAUCCUAAGUCGUACGGUAUCUACAUCGUAGAUCGACGUCACGUCAGCCUGGAGGAGAGCGUUCAACAGCUGUCUCGGUUUAUGUACGAUUUCUCCAAACUUAACAGACGCCAGAGAAUUAUCCAGCGAAAUCGUACCGAGCGGCUGAGCGAUUUGCUAGACUGGAGGAAUCUGGGAAUUUACUACCGCCAGGCGAGAAUUAAAGCACUUCAGACUGUGUAUCCGGAUUACGUUGACGAGUCAGAGAGCUACCUGAAGCGUGCCGCCGAUUUCAACUACCCACGUCCAAUCAGUGCUCCCCCAAGCCCAAGUUCUUCAAGACAUACAACUCCAGCACCAUCACUUCACGGCUCCGAUGACGAACAGGAUUCCGUGAACUCAGAGGAAGAAUUGGAGGAGCUGAAGAAGGCCAAUUCGUACGAUUGAGCAACUACUAGCAUAUAGCCAGAAUUGAGGGGAACCUAAAUUGAUACAAAUUAUGACAGUAGUUCGAUUCCUUGGCUAACCUAAUUCGAGUCGAGUCAAAUGUAAAUCUAUAGGUAUGUUCUUCCCGAACACACGCUUCAUCAUCUGAUCAGCAGGUUCAUCUUCUUUUCUUUGUUACAACAUUAUGUUACUAAUUCAGUUUACCUCGAGCAGCUAGUACUAUUUGUGUGUGUUAAGCCGUAAGAGUAGUGUUAGAACGAGAUUACAGAGUUUAUCUAGUUAAACCAAUAAUUGAUGGCCCUUUUUAUGUUUUAGAUAUCUUUUUUCUGAUUUGACCAAUCACAAUGAAAUAAAUAUUACUGCCUGGUGUAAA
Molecule: messenger RNA, 2773 nt
Organism: Toxorhynchites rutilus septentrionalis
Lineage: Eukaryota; Metazoa; Arthropoda; Insecta; Diptera; Culicidae
Gene: GlyS
Product: glycogen [starch] synthase
Exons: 6
Coding region: 313-2400 (695 amino acids)
Biological process (GO): glycogen biosynthetic process
Cellular component (GO): cytoplasm
Molecular function (GO): alpha-1,4-glucan glucosyltransferase (UDP-glucose donor) activity
Source: RefSeq, a predicted model, not a curated record